Messenger RNA from Erinaceus europaeus (western European hedgehog), 3890 nucleotides. It is a transcript of the gene GRM3, whose product is annotated as glutamate metabotropic receptor 3. Lineage: Eukaryota; Metazoa; Chordata; Mammalia; Eulipotyphla; Erinaceidae. Gene Ontology annotation, molecular function: group II metabotropic glutamate receptor activity. Gene Ontology annotation, cellular component: membrane. The transcript is spliced from 7 exons. Gene Ontology annotation, biological process: regulation of synaptic transmission, glutamatergic; G protein-coupled glutamate receptor signaling pathway. Bases 695 to 3403 code for a protein of 902 amino acids. The record is from RefSeq and is a predicted model, not a curated record.
AAAAGAAAGGAGAAAAAGAGGAGGAGAAAAAGCCAGAAGGUUUGUGCCUCUGCCUAGAGUCCCAGUUAAAUGCGACUAUUUCAGACUGGCCAAGGUGAAGCAAAGUUGCCUCUGCGCCUGGGAAGUGGGUUUGCUUGUAAAGAGGAGAAAGACUCAUCUGGGAACUGCUCCCCUCCCUUCCAUAGAAGACCACUGGGUGCCCCCUUUUCCCAACCUCCCUCUUUUUUUUUUUUAAUCCUCCCACCCUCCCUUUUCCCACUCCCCACUGACUGGGAGACCUGGAUGCUCUGCCAACCAGGCAGUGGUCCAGUGCCCAGCCAGGAGGGGGCGGGUGCAGGGGGCUCCGUGACAGGAAGCAGCGCUCACAAGUUGGCCAUUUCGAGGACAAAAUAAGUUCUCGCUUGGAUUUGGAAAGGACAAAGCCAGCAAGCUACCUCUUUUGUGUCGUAUGAGGAAGAUCAACCAUGAGCCAGAACUCGGGUGCAGGCUCAGCCACUGCCGCUGCCACCACGGUCAGCUCCAGUCCGUGCCAGGAGUUGUCGGUGCGAGGAAUUUGGUGACAGGCUCUGUUAGUCUGUUACUGCCUUAUUUGAAGGACAAGCCAAAGAUCCCGUUUGGAAAUGGGAGAGGAAGAUUAGCUGGCAACAUUGAUUCCACUCAUUGAUGUAUCCCUGAAAGAACUGACAAAGGAUUCAUGAAAAUGUUGACAAGACUCCAAGUUCUUACUUUAGCUUUGUUUUCAAAGGGAUUUUUACUUUCUUUAGGGGACCAUAACUUUAUGAGAAGGGAGAUUAAAAUAGAAGGUGACCUUGUUUUAGGGGGCCUAUUUCCUAUUAAUGAAAAAGGCACUGGAACUGAAGAGUGUGGCCGAAUAAAUGAAGACCGAGGAAUCCAACGCCUGGAAGCCAUGUUGUUUGCCAUUGAUGAAAUCAACAAAGAUAAUUACUUACUACCAGGAGUGAAGCUGGGUGUUCACAUUUUGGAUACAUGCUCAAGGGAUACUUAUGCAUUAGAACAAUCACUGGAAUUUGUCAGGGCAUCAUUGACUAAAGUGGAUGAAGCUGAGUAUAUGUGUCCUGAUGGAUCUUAUGCCAUCCAAGAAAAUAUUCCAUUGCUCAUUGCAGGGGUUAUUGGAGGUUCUUACAGCAGUGUUUCCAUACAGGUGGCAAACCUCCUUCGACUCUUCCAGAUCCCUCAGAUAAGCUACGCUUCCACCAGCGCCAAACUCAGUGACAAAUCGCGCUAUGAUUACUUUGCCAGAACUGUGCCUCCUGACUUCUACCAAGCCAAAGCCAUGGCUGAGAUCUUGCGUUUCUUCAACUGGACCUAUGUGUCCACUGUAGCUUCCGAAGGAGACUAUGGGGAAACCGGAAUUGAGGCCUUCGAGCAAGAAGCCCGCCUGCGCAAUAUCUGCAUUGCCACAGCAGAGAAAGUGGGUCGCUCCAACAUCCGUAAGUCCUAUGACAGUGUGGUCCGAGAGCUGCUGCAGAAGCCCAAUGCACGUGUCGUGGUCCUCUUCAUGCGCAGUGACGACUCACGUGAGCUCAUUGCCGCUGCUAGCCGUGCUAAUGCCUCCUUCACCUGGGUAGCCAGCGACGGCUGGGGGGCACAGGAGAGCAUAGUCAAGGGCAGUGAGCACAUAGCCUAUGGUGCCAUCACAUUGGAGCUUGCAUCACAACCAGUCCGUCAGUUUGAUCGCUACUUUCAGAGCCUCAACCCUUACAAUAACCACCGCAACCCCUGGUUCCGGGACUUCUGGGAGCAAAAGUUCCAGUGCAGCCUCCAGAACAAACGGAACCACAGACGUGCUUGUGACAAGCACCUAGCCAUCGACAGCAGCAACUAUGAGCAAGAAUCCAAGAUCAUGUUUGUGGUGAAUGCUGUGUAUGCCAUGGCCCACGCACUGCACAAAAUGCAGCGCACCCUCUGUCCCAACACCACCAAACUUUGUGAUGCUAUGAAGAUCCUGGAUGGUAAGAAGCUAUACAAGGACUAUUUGCUGAAAAUCAACUUCACGGCUCCGUUCAACCCAAACAAAGGAGCAGAUAGCACUGUCAAGUUUGAUGCCUUUGGAGAUGGAAUGGGACGUUACAACGUGUUCAAUUUUCAGUAUUUGGGUGGCAAGUAUUCCUACUUGAAGGUUGGUCACUGGGCAGAAACCUUAUCACUAGAUGUUGACUCCAUCCACUGGUCUCGGAACUCAAUCCCCACUUCCCAAUGCAGUGACCCCUGUGCCCUCAAUGAAAUGAAGAAUAUGCAACCAGGGGAUGUCUGCUGCUGGAUCUGCAUCCCCUGCGAGCCCUAUGAAUACCUGGCUGAUGAGUUUACCUGUAUGGAUUGUGGCCCUGGACAGUGGCCCACUGCAGACCUAACUGGCUGCUUUGACCUUCCUGAAGACUACAUCAAGUGGGAAGAUGCCUGGGCCAUUGGUCCAGUCACUAUUGCCUGCCUGGGGUUUAUGUGUACAUGCAUAGUUGUCACUGUUUUUGUUAAGAACAACAACACACCAUUGGUCAAAGCAUCAGGCCGGGAGCUCUGCUACAUCCUGUUAUUCGGGGUUGGCCUGUCAUACUGCAUGACAUUCUUCUUCAUUGCCAAACCUUCACCAGUCAUCUGUACAUUGCGCCGCCUAGGACUAGGUACCUCCUUUGCUAUCUGUUACUCAGCCCUGCUGACCAAGACAAACUGCAUCGCCCGCAUCUUUGAUGGGGUAAAGAAUGGCGCUCAGAGGCCAAAAUUCAUCAGUCCAAGUUCUCAGGUUUUCAUCUGCCUGGGUCUGAUAUUGGUACAGAUUGUGGUAGUCUCCGUGUGGCUCAUCUUGGAGAUUCCAGGCACCAGGCGGUACACUCUUCCAGAGAAGCGAGAAACAGUCAUCUUAAAAUGUAAUGUUAGAGAUUCCAGCAUGUUGCUCUCCCUUACCUAUGAUGUGGUCCUGGUGAUUUUAUGUACUGUGUAUGCCUUCAAAACGCGGAAGUGCCCAGAAAAUUUUAACGAAGCCAAGUUCAUUGGUUUUACCAUGUAUACCACAUGCAUCAUCUGGUUGGCCUUCCUCCCCAUAUUUUAUGUGACAUCCAGUGACUACAGAGUACAGACAACCACCAUGUGCAUCUCCGUUAGCCUGAGUGGCUUCGUGGUCUUAGGCUGUUUGUUUGCACCCAAGGUGCACAUCAUCUUAUUCCAACCCCAGAAGAAUGUGGUCACACACAGACUUCAUCUCAACAGGUUCAGUGUCAGUGGAACUGGGACCACAUAUUCUCAAUCUUUAGAAGCAAAGGGGCCGUCCAGAGCUGGUUCCCAAGGACAGGCAAUCAAGAACGCUUGCUGCAAAUCCUCUGCAAGCACGUAUGUCCCAACGGUGUGCAAUGGGCGGGAAGUUCUCGACUCCACCACCUCAUCUCUGUGAUUGUGAAUUGCAUUCAGUUCUCGUGUUUUUAGACUGUUAGACUAAAGUGCUCACGUGCAGCUCCAGAAUAUGGAAACAAAGCAAACCCUAGUACCUUUUUUAGAAACAGUACAAUAAAUUAUUUUUGAGGACUGUACAGUAUGUAGUGACACGCUAGAACUUUGUAGGCUGAUUUUAGUGCCCCAAUGACUAACAUGUCCCCCAGAACAUGGAAAUAACAACUGUUUACUGAGCUGAGUAUUGGUGACAGGGUCUGACAGAGUCAGUUCUACUAAAAACUAUGGUGGCAAUAUUAGGUAACUUUUUUUUCCUAUGAAGUUUUUUGUAGGUCCUUGUUGUAACUAAUUUAGGAUGCGUUUCUAUGUUGUAUAUUAAAGUUACAUCAUGUGUAACAGGUUGUUUUUAUCAGCACAAAAUUAAAAAGAAUCUGUAUUAAUGUAAAGAUACUGAGAAUAAAACCUUCAAGGUUUUCCAGCAUGGUGGAUAA